Molecule: messenger RNA, 366 nt
Organism: Protopolystoma xenopodis
Lineage: Eukaryota; Metazoa; Platyhelminthes; Monogenea; Polystomatidea; Polystomatidae
Source: the annotation of a GenBank genome assembly
AUGGAUGAUGUGCAAAAAUGCCCAUCCCAGACUCGAAUUGAGUAUCACUCUGUGCCGUCUUCCUAUGCCCCAAGUGUACAAUUGGCCGUAAAACCUUUUGCCCUCUAUCCAUUCGUUUGGUUGUCUCGCUUUUCAGCUGUUCCGGCCUCCCCUCUCUUUCCUCAGGCCUGGCUCACUUCUCUUCGUCCACCUCUUCACAAACUGGAUGCCUCGGCUGCGCUCGAACUGUUUGAGCCAUUCUUCACUUUGCCUUUGGCUUGCAGGCGAUAUCAAACACCGCCUGUCUUAACACGGCCACAAACUGUCUGCCUCCACUCCACUCCGCUCCACUCCACUCCACUCCACUCCACACCAGUUCUCUCAUAG